Messenger RNA from Patella vulgata (common limpet), 860 nucleotides. RefSeq lists its product as uncharacterized. The record is from RefSeq and is a predicted model, not a curated record. NCBI's taxonomy places the organism in Eukaryota, Metazoa, Mollusca, Gastropoda, Patellidae. The coding region runs from base 27 to 860 and encodes 277 amino acids. The transcript has 2 exons.
UGGAAUUGACUAAUAAUAUUUUACAGAUGGCAAGAUAUGUAACAGCGAUAUUUAUUUGCGUGGCGAUUGGGGUUGUUCAGUCAAAAGAUGAAUCAGUUAUAUUAUGGAAGAACAAUGACUUUCCUGUAGAUAACCCACUGAAGUUUUUCAACCCAGCGACACCCGGACUAUUUACCAACGGUUCUCUAUCCUGUGUCAAAGAUCCAGCGGGGUCUGGUCAAAACGUUAUCAGAGUAUUUUACAAGAAUGGAACGUACUCCCAGGAUCACUAUUCCAAAGGUCUCCAGUUCUAUAGCGAACCCACGCAACCACAAUUAGCUCUUACAUUAACCUACGAUAUUUAUUUUGAGCCGAACUUUGAUUUUGCGAUGGGUGGAAAGCUACCAGGGAUGUUUGGGGGUGGUUUGGGGAUCUGUUCGGGAGGUCGUCACUCUAAUACGUGUUUCAGUGCUCGAUUAAUGUGGAGAGCAGAUGGUUAUGGAGAGAUUUACACGUACAUCCCAGAUCAAGGCCAAGGAUUCUGUGAUCGCGUCGAUGUAAUUUGCUUUCCCUUGAAAGGCACGUCUUUGGGUAGAGGAAUGUUUCGAUACCCUCGUGGAGUUUGGACUACCGUAACAGAGCAUGUCCAUUUGAAUACUGUCGGUUUCCAUGAUGGCUUUGCUAAAAUCUGGCUAAAUGGGAGUCUAGCUUAUAUUGCUGAAGACAUUAUGUGGAGGGUCACUGAUGAAUUAGAAAUCAAUGGUCUGUUCUUCUCGACAUUUUUUGGAGGAGGUGAACCUAUAUGGGCUGCCAGGAAAGACAAUUAUUCUUAUUUCAAAAAUUUUACGUUUUCCCUGGGAGCUGAACCACCAUUAUAUUAA